UUGAGUCGGGCCGGAGUUGAACGCAGUUUAUCCGUUAAUUUUACUUAUAACUUUAUCAACGCAAACAAUAAUUGUGUUGAUAUAUUAAAAGCGUCUCCUUGGUGGCGAGAAAGCGGGGGGAGGGGCUCACUAACCAGCCAAGCCAACCAGCGGAGAGAGCGUUGCAUAAUUUUACAUAGCUAAUGUGUUGGAUGAGUUGCAACUUUCUGUUGGUGCCGUGCCGUAAAAGUUAUCCACUAAAUUAAAUUAACACAUUAACGAGUGCACACCGCGUACCGGGUGGAAAAGUGGUUUCCCUCUCGGUGCGAACUGAUAAUUUCGGUGAUUUGUUGCGAAAUAGCCGCCCCCAUAUAACAAAGCAAUUGUUAUCCGGGCUGUUCCAGUCACAGCUCCACUUUAUCGGGCACGUUUCCAUCAGAGCUAUCAGAGCUUAUCGGCGCACAGUUGUACACAGUCAUCACAAUGCGCUACUGCCCGCCCAACGUGACCCUCAGUGAGGUGUGGACACAGCAUGGCAUCUCGCACUGCUUCAUGGACACCGUGGGCCCGGCCGUUUACGGCGGGUUCCUGUUGCUCUUCGGCUGCAUCCAGCUGCUGAUGUACCGGAAGUAUGCCACCCGAAUCACAGAUCCCACACAAAUCUCCAGGUCGCGCCUGUACGCGCUGCAGCUCUUCCUGCUGCUUCUGCUCCCGGUGCUGGCAGCGAUACGGUUCCUGCUCAAUGCACGCAUCUAUACAGACAGUACGGUGUACGGAUACAUGCUAUUCUCCACCGGCGUUGUGUGCUUCUGCUACCCGUUCAGCAUUUGCCUGAUAUACAAGGAGCGCUUCUACCAGCUACCCUCGACGCCCACACGUGGACACGGGCUUAUUCUGCUGCUCUUCUGGACGCUGGCCUUCAUCAACGAGUCGCUGGCAUUCAUCAAUCUGCGACACGAGGACUGGUGGUUCCAUCUGAAAACCAACAAGGAUCAAAUUGAAAUGGGUCUGUUUGUCACCCGCUUCCUCUGCUCGCUGCUGAUCUUUGUCUUGGGCCUGAAGGCCCCUGGCAUCAUGGCGCCCUACAACCCUCACCAACGGCUGGACAAUGACACCUCGAGUGAAUCGCAAGGAAACGUUCCCACGGGAUCGGCUUUCAGGAACGGUUGGCGCAAGCUGCGCACGCUCUUCCCCUACCUGUGGCCCAAGAAGGAUCUGGCGCUGCAAUUGGCCGUCAUCGUCUGUAUUAUACUGCUGAUUGCCGGUCGCGUCAUAAAGCUGUUUUUGCCGAUUUAUCGCAAGUUGUUGGUGGACAGUCUGACCAUUGAGCCGAUCAUCUUCCGCUGGGACUUUGUGCUGAUCUAUGUGGCUCUAUCCUUCCUGCAAGGCGGCGGCACCGGGGGCAUGGGAUUGUUUAAUAAUCUGCGCACUUUCCUGUGGAUCCGAGUGCAGCAGUACACGACCCGCGAGAUUGAGAUCGAGCUAUUCCAGCAUCUGCAUCAACUUUCGCUGAGGUGGCACUUGCAGCGAAAGACGGGCGAGGUGCUGCGAGUCAUGGACCGUGGCACGGACUCGAUCAACAACCUGCUCAACUACAUUGUCUUCUCGAUUACGCCCACCAUUCUGGAUCUCAUUGUGGCCGUCGCCUUCUUCAUAUACGCCUUUAAUUGGUGGUUCGGACUUAUCGUCUUCCUCACCAUGUUCCUGUAUAUAGCCUCUACCAUUGCCAUUACGGAGUGGCGUACCAAAUACCAGAGGAGAAUGAACCUGGCGGACAACGAGCAGCGUGCUCGCAGCGUGGACUCUUUGCUGAACUUUGAAACUGUCAAAUACUAUGGAGCCGAGGGAUACGAGGUGGACUGCUAUAGGGAGGCCAUCCUUAAGUAUCAAAAGGAGGAGUUCUUGUCCAUGCUGACCCUGAAUAUGCUGAACACCGCCCAGAACAUUAUCCUGUGCCUGGGCCUGCUUGCCGGAUCGCUGCUUUGCGUCUAUCUGGUGGUCCACCACCAAACCCUGACCGUGGGUGACUUCGUUUUAUUCUCUACGUACCUCAUGGAGCUGUACAUGCCGCUGAACUGGUUCGGCACCUACUACCGAGCCAUCCAGAAGAACUUUGUGGACAUGGAGAACAUGUUCGAUCUGCUGCGCGAGGAGGAGGAGAUCGUGGAUGCGCCGGGCUGCUCGCCACUUCUUACCGCCGGCGGUGGCAUCGAGUUCUCUAACGUAACCUUUGGCUAUUCACCGGAAAAGGUGGUGCUGCGCAACGUGAAUUUUUCAGUGCCCGCCGGGAAGACGGUGGCGAUUGUGGGACCCUCUGGAGCGGGCAAGAGUACUAUUAUGCGGCUGCUCUUCCGCUUCUAUGAUGUGCAGACGGGAGCUAUCCUGAUAGAUGGCCAGAAUAUUAAGCUGGUGCAGCAGCAGAGCCUGCGAAAGGCCAUUGGCGUUGUGCCUCAGGAUACGGUUCUGUUCAACAAUACCAUUUUCUACAACAUCGAGUAUGCGAAGUUGGGUGCUUCCGCCGACGCCGUCUACGAAGCUGCUCGAGCCGCCGACAUUCACGAGAGGAUCCUCGGUUUCCCAGACAGCUACGAAACGAAAGUAGGCGAGCGGGGUCUCCGUCUCAGUGGAGGCGAAAAGCAACGUGUGGCGAUUGCCAGAACCCUCCUGAAGGCGCCCAUCAUUGUGUUGCUUGAUGAAGCCACCUCGGCUCUGGAUACUCACACGGAGCGCAAUAUUCAGGCUGCCUUGGCCCGUGUCUGCGCCAAUCGUACCACCAUCAUUGUGGCCCACCGGCUCUCCACCGUCAUCCAUGCCGACGAGAUCCUUGUGCUGAAGGAGGGAAGCAUUGUGGAGCGCGGUAGGCACGAAGAGCUCGUCCUCCGUGAGGAUGGCAUCUAUGCGGAUAUGUGGCAGCAGCAGCUAAAGAAUCUAGAUGCGGAGCAGAGCGGCUCCGAAAACGGAGAUGCCAGUGCUGAAUCGAGCACUGAGAAACGAGGUGCCAGUGGGGCUGGAGGAGGAGCCAGACCAAGUGGGGCUGGACCAAGCGGUGCUGGAACGGGUGGUGCCCACUUCAGGGCAGGACAUGCUCAUGGGGGAGCGCGCUAGAGCUAAGAACAUACACAAAAUACUUUCUGUUAUUCCUGUCUCCAUGUGAUUUGUGGUAAAUUGUUUUGUUACGUAUAAGACGUUCGUGCAAGUCCAAGUUCGUCAAUAAGUAAUCGUAUACACGCUACUCUUAUACAAAUAAAUAACAUAGAUUUUUAUAGACAA
Drosophila kikkawai is the source of this 3249-nucleotide messenger RNA. RefSeq names its product ABC transporter ATP-binding protein/permease Hmt-1 (gene Hmt-1). NCBI's taxonomy places the organism in Eukaryota, Metazoa, Arthropoda, Insecta, Diptera, Drosophilidae. Gene Ontology annotation, cellular component: vacuolar membrane. Gene Ontology annotation, biological process: heme transport; transmembrane transport. The record is from RefSeq and is a predicted model, not a curated record. Gene Ontology annotation, molecular function: heme binding; ABC-type heme transporter activity; ATP hydrolysis activity.